AUGAGAUCAUAUCAUCAACUACUACAACGUGACUUUAUCGAUACCGAUCAACAUGUGUGCAUCCAAUCAAAAUACGACGGAUACGUUCAACCAUACUAUGAUCUUUACUACUUUGCAAUCGAGGAUAAGAAUGAUCAUAGUUGGAGACAGAAUCUGAUGAGAUUGCCUCAUGUUGGCUCGAUUGAGUUUGUUGAUGAUAGAGAUGAACCGUUUGAUCAAGAGUUCUGGAAUGGACUGGAAUCAUUCCUGGAUGAUGUGGUCAAUAUUAGAUCAGUGUUGGAUAUUAGUUUCAUAAAGCAUUCAUCACCUUUAUAUCAAAUGGACCAUAUCAAACAUAUAAAGACCAUGGUGAUAAAAGGAGACUUGAACAUGCCAAUCAUUCGAGCACAUCUGCCCAGCUCGCUCAAAUCACUGACCAUUGGCGGCAAUUACGAUCACACACUGGACCAUGUGCAACCGGACACCAUGACUUGUCUCAGUCUUCAUUUGGCAAGAAAUUGGAAUCAACCAAUCAAACCAGGUGCACUACCGCAGAGUCUGACGAUGAUUAAGUUUGGAAAGGCAUUCGACCAGUCGAUACCCCCUGGAAUGUUACCCCCGUCAGUGACCUCGAUCUACUUUAGCUACGCAUCCAGGUUCAACUCACCCUUGGAUGGCGAUCGUCUCCCUCGAUCACUCACGCUUCUCGAUAUGGGCUUGGAGUCCAGGUUCAACUUCCCCCUGGUCAACUUGCCCAGCAGCCUCACCAACAUCGCACUUGGCACGGCAAACAAUCAAGUGAUUAUUCAUCCUACAUUGCGUCGUGUCAAUCUACACAGUGCCAAUCCUAGGUUGGCAAUAGUUGGUGAUCAUCAAACUCAAUCAAUCUUCACUUGUCUCGUAAACAUGAGACUGUUGGAGGUGCCCUCAAACAUAUGGACAACCAUCAAUCCAACAUCAUUUCCAGGGCUCACCGAGCUUUACAUCAAAAGCUUCAAGGACAAGGACACACCAAUCAAUCUUUCAACACUCCCGCCCUCACUGAUCAUUCUGGACUUUAGGCCACACGGUAAUUGGACACCGCCACCAAACACGUGUACUCAUCCACUCCGCCUUCUCGAGACAUUGUCAAUGUAUAUGGCCAACUUGGACAACAAUAAGCUGUCUUCAUGCUGGCUGCCAUCAACAAUUACCUCACUCAAGCUGUACAAAUAUCAACAUUAUUUGGAAGUCGGUGAUAUUCCAACAUCAGUAACAUCACUCACGAUUGAGGAUGGCAUGCCGCAAUGGUACACUCGAACAUUCCCCAGUGCAUCGCUCAGACAUCUGUCUUUGAAGUGGCCACCGGCCAGCCACCAUGAGGCCCCCAACAUGUUUUGGCAGCGAAUAUGUGGCAAUGGUGAUGGCAUUUGUGUGCUGGACUAUGAAGAGGAACACCUUUGCACUCUGCACCUGAUCAGAAUCAGUCAAACGUUGUUCCUAAACAUGAACAAUGAUUUACUAUUCAGUGGAUUCAUCGAUGUUGAUACAUUGACCACACGACUAACAUCAAGACGUAGGACAAUGAUUGAUAAUAGAGAACGUGCAUAUCAUCGAUACCAAGGAUUCGAUUGA
Molecule: messenger RNA, 1593 nt
Organism: Acytostelium subglobosum LB1
Lineage: Eukaryota; Evosea; Eumycetozoa; Acytosteliales; Acytosteliaceae
Exons: 2
Coding region: 1-1593 (530 amino acids)
Source: RefSeq, a predicted model, not a curated record